Naegleria lovaniensis is the source of this 645-nucleotide messenger RNA. RefSeq lists its product as uncharacterized. The transcript has a single exon. The record is from RefSeq and is a predicted model, not a curated record. Bases 1 to 645 code for a protein of 214 amino acids. Lineage: Eukaryota; Heterolobosea; Eutetramitea; Acrasida; Naegleriidae.
AUGAAACGUCUUGCUCUCAUCACCUUGCCAGGCUGCUCUUUCCGUUCUUUUGUGGGGCUUCAUCACCGACAACAAAUUAUUUCUCCCAUGAUUGUUACUUCUCUCAGUAAUCAUAGUAACACUAAUAUUUCAUCAUCAUUUCAUCAAAAUGUUUCAAUGAAUUUUUCAACCAAUUUAUUCGCAAAGGAUGUCUUCACUGCCGCUUUGGAUCCAUAUUAUGACCGUCUGAAGGCUGAAAAUAAGAGCGAAUCCGUUACUAACAACAGAACACCAACACACACCAUUCACUAUGUUAUCAAUACUCUCAACGAGAUGGGUCGAGCAACAUCAUCAGACUUGUUCAAAGAAAUUAAUACAAAGCAUCCCGGAAUUCUUGCUAGCAAGAGACAUUUAAAGAAACUACUCACAAUUUUAAAAAACGGAAACAAGGUGGCUGCAGUUCAACCACUGAGAGGUCAAUUAACAAACAAGAAAGUGUCAUUCGAAUAUAAAUUAACAAAACACAUGAAAAACAAAUUACAGAAACCAGCUAUGGCUCCUGUAGAAACUAGUGUUACAACAGAAACAGCUUCUACUUCAAGCGAUUCUUUAGAGGAUGAGCUUUUUAAUCAGACUAUGGCAGCUGUUCAAAAGGGAAAUCAAUAA